AUGGACAGACAUGACAGCACGAUACAAUUACAAUCCAGGUCCGACACGCAGCUCCUAGAUGUAGAUGCAGAAGACAGACCUCGGGAUAGAAGCAGCACAAGCGACGCGGAUGAAAAUAGCCAUGAGGUCAGAAAUGAGAGCCCGCCACGACACGCCCGAAAUGUUCUUGGGGCUUGGGGCUUUGAGAUUUUUAUGCUACUCUGGAGCAUCGCCCUUCUACUAGCCAUCUUCUUCAUCUUGAUGCGUCAUCGGCGGAAAGAACUUCCCAACUGGGGCGACACCAUCACCAUCAACGCCCUCGUUGCCGUUUUAGCGACCCUUCUUCGCAUCAGCAUUGCAUUCGUUGCCGCGGGAAUCACAGGACAGGCGAAAUGGGAUUGGAUUUCCCAGCGAUCGCGUCCCGCCAAGGACAUGCAAAUAUUUGACGACGCCUCUCGCGGCGUCAUUGGCUCCCUCAAGCUCAUACCUCUCGUCUGUUUCAAGAUGCCGCUAAUUCUAGGCGCUGUCUUCAUCACCGUUUUCUCUUUCGCCAUUGGCCCUUUUUCCCAGCAGGCCAUCCAGACUUAUCCAUGCUCUCAGCUUAGUCCUGAACCCGCCACCAUUGUGACAGUCAACCGAGAGCAGGCCCAGAAAAUAUCGAUGUCGGAUAAUCAUCAUCUACUGGCGAUUGACUUUGGUUUACGCGUGGCCAUUCAAGAUGCUCUCGUCAAUCCAUCCAACGACUCCAACAUUGGGGCUCUGUUUAGCUGCCCCACGGGUAACUGCGAAUUUCCCACCUACGCCGACAAGAAGGACUCCCCACGAGAGCAAUUCAUCUCUCACGCCAGUCUAGGUAUCUGCAGUGGCUGCUUCGAUGUAGGAGAGCUCGUUGUAGGCCCUAUUGUCAAUGCCUCAGCAAAUACUACCGAGUUCCGCCUCCCUAUACCGCUCAACGCAUACGAGAACAAGAAUUCCACCGCCAUCACCAUGUACCACGACACGUUUUCAACACCUCUGGCCAUUAAAUCUAGAAACCUCUCCUGGGCCCAAAAUGUGACAACGAUUGAGAUGCAAAACCGGGCUCGCUGGGCCUUCGCAUCCUUCUCCAUCCUCGCCGCGUCGCAGGGGUCCUGCAAGACAGUUGACCAUUCUCUCAAGUGUUCAAAACCGCAGGGUUAUGCCGCUGCAUCAUUCUUUCUCUACCCUUGUAUCAAGUAUUACAAGGGAAGCGUAAAGAGCGGAGUUCUCACGGAAAAGGUGGUUCGUGAUGUUCCACUACGACUUCAACGAGCUAAAGAGGUACUCGGAGCGUCGCCUGGGUCUGAUCCUGACGACUGGAAGGGUGUACAGGUUCCCUGUGCAGUAAAUGGUACCCUCUACACUUCGGAGAACAUGUCGACUGCCGCCGCCGCUCUAGGGCCUGAUGCUGUGGGUACUGUUCUUGCUCACACAGAAGAUUGGGCCAGCCAAAAUCUGAGCCAAGUAACCAAAUAUGUCAACAUCACAGCCCCUUUGGAGUGCAUUUUUGAGCUAAGUGGCUUCUCUAAUCGAGUCCUUGCCAAUUACUUUUACUCAGAGCUCGAGUCUUUAUGUCCUCGAGUGGGUGAUGUGUUGGAAUGCGAUCCCUGGUACCUAGCCGCCCUAGCACACAAUGGCACUGCCAGUUUUGCAACUGUUGAUGAGGAUAUCACCUCUUUGGCGUUACGCAUGACAAGGGAACUCAGACUUCACGGCCGAGGCCCUCAUCAGGACAUCGCGGGGGCUGUCAAAGGUGAUGCUUUGAGGAAUGCAGUUAGUAGGUUGGACUUUGGUGGAUGGCCUUCGCCGAAGAACGGGGCCGUUGUGGAAGAACUCGAUCCUUUCAUUGAUGCUUCAGAACCAACCGGGAAUAGGCGCAAUGGGCCUUGAUUACAUUGAAAAAAUGGCAAAGGGGC
Molecule: messenger RNA, 1913 nt
Organism: Ilyonectria robusta
Lineage: Eukaryota; Fungi; Ascomycota; Sordariomycetes; Hypocreales; Nectriaceae
Exons: 2
Coding region: 1-1887 (628 amino acids)
Source: RefSeq, a predicted model, not a curated record